AUAAAAUAUUUUAAAAUUUGACAAGCUUAAAAUUUAUUUCUUAUAAACUUACAAAAUUUAUUACGAAUUUUUUAGAUCCCUAAAUUAAUACGUAGCGUUAUUACUAUAACGAUUCACGACGAAAAAAGUGAAAAAGAAACCGUGGCACUUAACCGUAUUCACAGAGAUAUGGACGAAAAUAUUAUUUUAGAUGAUCUUUCCUUUGCCAAAGAGAAAAGAAAACUGGGUAUUAAACAGUUUCAUGCCAAACACUACUUGUCUGCACUAAAACUAUUCAGCGAGGCUAUUUCCAUCUGCCCGUAUGUGCCGUCGUUUUACCUCAACCGCUCAGGCACCUUUGUUAUGCUUAGCCGACAUAAAGAUGGGUUGAGAGAUGCGCACAAAGCAAUUAGCCUCGACCCAUCUUUUAAGGCAGCUUACAUACGGAUAUUAAAUAUCGACAUUGCUUUGGGAGAUACGGCUGCAGCAAUGGAGACAAUAAAAAAUUUAGUGAAUUUAGAUCCAAAAUGUGAGACUAUAAGGAGUGCUACAGAAACUGUAAAGCAUUUGGAAGAAUUGGAGAAAGGCAUAAAACUUAAUUACGAGAUCAAAGCUUACGACAAUGUAAUAUUCUAUUGCGAUCUAGCACUAUCAUCUGCUCCGGCAGCCUUAAAGUUUUAUGCCGCUAAAUGCGAAUGUCUACUAAUGCUGCAAAGAUUUAACGAGGCCGCUAGUAUCAUAGAGAAUAUUGACAGUAUCGAUGACCGCAAUGCAUAUGUCUCCUAUGUUUUUGGCCUUAACUCUUAUUGUGCUGACAGGAUUGAAGAAGCUAAGAAACACUUACUGCACUCCAUAGUCUUAGACCCGGAAUGUACAAAAUCAAAGGAACUGUGUCAUACUUGUACUGUGUUAAUUAACUGCGUGAAGAAUUAUUACAAACAGCUCGAUAAAUUGCAGUAUCAAGAAGCUUUAACUGUACUUGACAAGCUUCAUGAUGACAUUAAACUGGCUCCAAAAACUAAAUGCAGAAUAAUGAGCUUACGUGGGUAUGCAAUGCUUAAGAAAGGUGACUGGUUGGACGCCAUUGCGGUAGCUAAUAAAAUUCUUUCAGCUAAUCGUCAAUGUGUCGAAGGACUUCUAUUACUUGGUCGCUGUUAUGAAAAACUGGAAAAUUAUGUCGACGCGGUGGGAAACUAUCAAGCUGCGUUCGAUAUACGAUCAACAGUGAAGACGAAACAACGUCUCCAUCAAGCUAAGCAGAAGCUAGCUGCUUGGGAGAAAACAAGCUAUUAUGAAAUAUUAAAUAUUCAGCCCACUGCUACCCGAAAGGAAAUAAAGUCUGCUUACAAGAAAAUGGCUUUGAGUCAUCAUCCAGAUCGCCAUCCAAAUAACAGUCCCGAAAAAAUUAAAGUGGAAGAGAUGAAAUUUAGGCGCGCACAUAAGGCAUACGAAACGUUAUACGAUCCGAUGAAGAGAUGGACAUAUGAUAAAUAUGGAUAUUCUUAAGAAUAUCUAUGGUUAAUUUAAAUUAUUAUUUUUUUGUAUGAGUUUUGUUUUGUGAGUGAAAGUUAUAAUUUAGCAAUAAUGGAUAAUGUGAAAGCUGUCAAGUGUCAAAAAUAAUUUCAGUUUCCCAAAUUUUAAUAUGUACAUUAUAUAAUAUUCUGAAAAGGUCUUUUAGACUUAUAAAUCUUUGUUUGUAUACUUAAUGUGAUUAAUUAAUACAAUCACUUAACAUUGUU
Messenger RNA from Teleopsis dalmanni, 1718 nucleotides. Its product is annotated as dnaJ homolog subfamily C member 7-like. The transcript has a single exon. The coding region runs from base 169 to 1485 and encodes 438 amino acids. Gene Ontology annotation, molecular function: protein binding. The record is from RefSeq and is a predicted model, not a curated record. Lineage: Eukaryota; Metazoa; Arthropoda; Insecta; Diptera; Diopsidae.